CUGACGCUGCCGUCUUCAUUUCGCGUGUAACCGAAGAAUCGGGGGAAAGUGUUGUUGCGUGAUAAAACGUUGUGAACUUUUGAUGGCGCCAAAAAAGCGACCACGACGACACCUAGGCCAGGAGGCCACCACCACCACCGGCUUUGUUUUGGUGGCAAUUACCUGCAGCUUCAGCUCGCUGUUGUUGCUGCAGGGAGCUCCAGCCAGCCGCCGGUGGGAACCGGUACUUCGCAACUCCGUCCAUCAGGUUCCCACGAAAGAAAUGUUUGACUUUAUGCGACGCUACGGUUACCUUGAAAAGGGCCCCAGCCAGGCCGAAGCGCUGUACAGCGAGGAAGCAGUGGUGAUGGCCAUCAAGAACAUUCAACGGUACGGGGCACUGCCGGAGACAGGGGUGCUGGAUCCGAGGACGGUUCGGCUAAUGUCAGCCCCCCGCUGUGGUGUCGUUGAUCACAUGUCACAGGAACAAUCGAUGCGACACCGGAGAUACGUGAUAGGCUCGGAAAGUUGGAGGAAGCGAAAAAUCACCUAUUUCAUUGCCAACUGGAGUAACAAAGUAGGCGAAGAAUCGGUUGCCAAGUUCAUGCAGCGGGCCUUCAACGAGUGGGCCAAGUACAGCAACCUGAAGUUUGUCCGCGUUUACGACCCAUCGGCGGACAUCAUAGUGGGCUUCGGCAGCGGUCACCAUGGCGAUAACUACCCGUUCGAUGGUCCGGGGAAUAUUCUGGCGCACGCUUUCUACCCAUACGAGCUGCAAUCCUACGGAGGAGACAUCCAUUUCGACGAAGAUGAAAACUGGAAGGAGAACUCCACCCACCUCUCGGAUGGAGUUGACUUCUACUCUGUGGCGAUCCACGAGUUGGGCCACUCGCUUGGCCUGGCACACUCUCCGGUGUAUUCCUCGCUGAUGUUCCCAUACUACAAGGGAAUCACUCAAGGAACACUGGACUACGAUGACAUCCUGGCCGUGUAUAAGCUGUACAUUCAAAAUCCAUACAUCACCGAUGAACCCAUUAACUUCCCGACGGAAACUACCAACGCCAUCGACGAUGACGAUGACGAACAAGACUACGAGGAACGAACCCAGGUCACACCGGAACCCGUCCCACGCCUACCGGACUUUGUUACGGAAGCGAUGAGUCCUGAGGCCGACCCAGAACCACCAACCACCACCCAACUGUACGACGUUCCGAUCACGUAUGUCGGGGACUACACCACCGUCGACGAUCACAUGACGCGGCAUCACUACGAUGGAGUCACGAGACCCGAUUUGCCCGAGUUCACCCAGAUGCCCAAUGUCUGCGAGGGAAGCUUCGAUGCGGUGGGAGUACUCCGCGGAGAGGUGUUCAUCUUCAAGGGACCGUACCUGUGGCGGUUGACCGAGAAGUACCGGGUCCGGGAGGGCUACCCGGUGCGCAUUUGGCAGGUGUUCCGCGGGUUUCCCAGAGAUGUGCCGAGGAUCGAUGCCGUGUACGAGAGGGAGUCGGACAACGGUGUCGUGCUGUUUUCAGGCAAAAAAUACUGGAUCUUCGACGGACUGAACUUCCUGCACCCGGAAGCUCGAUCGAUAACGGAUUUCGGUUUACCCGAUACCUUGGAAAAGGUCGACGCAGCCAUGGUUUGGUUCAAAAACCAGAAGACCUACAUCUUUGCCGGUGAUCAAUUCUGGCGGUACAAUGACACGGCCAGCGCGGUGGACGACGGCUACCCAAUGUCGAUGGACCGAUGGUAUGGCAUUCCCACUAAUCUGGACGCAGCCACUUCCGUCGCCAGUGGGAAAACGUACUUCUUCAAGGGAAACUACUACUGGUUGUACAACAACGAACGGGUCCGUCCGGAGCGGGGCUACCCACGGAAGGCGAGCAAUAUCUGGCUCGGAUGUCGAGUUGCCUGAGAGGAGCUCCGCUAGUCGU
Messenger RNA from Ochlerotatus camptorhynchus, 1913 nucleotides. RefSeq names its product matrix metalloproteinase-2-like. The record is from RefSeq and is a predicted model, not a curated record. The transcript has 9 exons. Gene Ontology annotation, cellular component: extracellular matrix. NCBI's taxonomy places the organism in Eukaryota, Metazoa, Arthropoda, Insecta, Diptera, Culicidae. Bases 83 to 1894 code for a protein of 603 amino acids. Gene Ontology annotation, biological process: collagen catabolic process; proteolysis; extracellular matrix organization. Gene Ontology annotation, molecular function: zinc ion binding; metalloendopeptidase activity.